Messenger RNA from Rhipicephalus sanguineus (brown dog tick), 935 nucleotides. RefSeq names its product heat shock protein beta-1. The transcript has a single exon. Gene Ontology annotation, molecular function: protein folding chaperone. The record is from RefSeq and is a predicted model, not a curated record. NCBI's taxonomy places the organism in Eukaryota, Metazoa, Arthropoda, Arachnida, Ixodida, Ixodidae. Bases 145 to 774 code for a protein of 209 amino acids. Gene Ontology annotation, biological process: response to heat; protein refolding.
AGCGGCGUCGUCUGCUCGGCUGCAGAUUCAGAACCCAGCUGUUGUGAACGUUCGAUCGAGUCGAUCGUGCUCGUUGGCUGAACUUCGCUGUCAGCGUUUUCUACACGCUAUUCAACUUUACGAAAUUACUCUGCGAAGUCCAUCAUGGUGCGUUUGGUCUUCUACCCAGUUUUCAACGACGGGGAGGACUUGUUCUCGCCUCUCAAGGCUCUGGACCAACUGAGUGACUCGGUGAUUUCGGCAGUGCGCCAAGCGGACAAGACGACGAAGCAGGCCCCGUUUGAUCGCAGUCCAAGCUGCCUCUGCCUCCGUGGUGCCUCGCCGUCAAGCUGCCGUCGCAAGCGCCACAUGAGCGAAGAAGUGCCUCGAAGCGCCGAUUCAACCUCGGACGACGACUCCAAGUUCGUCGUGAACUGCAACGUCCGCGGCUACAAGCCCGAAGAGAUCUCCGUCAAGGCGAUCGGCGACUGCGUUGAGGUGAGCGCCAAUCACGAGGAAGAGAGCGAGGACGGCUGCAGCUACGUGAAGCGCCAGUUCACCCGGCGGUUCACACUUCCCGAAGGAGUCAAGGCAGAGACUGUGACCUGCGCCCUGUCGUCUUCCGGCGUACUGGCCAUCGAGGCGCCCAAGCCGGAGGUUCCGAGUAAGAAGCCUAGGAUGAUCCCGAUCACGGUCGAGUCCUCCAAGCCAAUCGAAGCGGCGUCAGACGAGGCAAACAAGGAGUCCGCGGAGAAGCAGAAAGAAGGCACAACCGAAGCUGCGGCCGAGUCGUGAACAUUCCUGCAUUCUGUGUAUAUAUUGCCCUACCAUCAUCCUUAGGAUCACGUCUUUAUGUUCGCAAAUUGCGUUCACAUUCCGUCAUUUCAACGUCCCGUGAAUGUGGCAAUAAAUGGGUGUAUAUGUGUCCCACACAUGAACAAUUGGCACUGUUUUAU